Messenger RNA from Panonychus citri (citrus red mite), 3016 nucleotides. RefSeq names its product cytochrome P450 3A14-like. The transcript has 8 exons. NCBI's taxonomy places the organism in Eukaryota, Metazoa, Arthropoda, Arachnida, Trombidiformes, Tetranychidae. The coding region runs from base 109 to 2865 and encodes 918 amino acids. The record is from RefSeq and is a predicted model, not a curated record. Gene Ontology annotation, molecular function: iron ion binding; heme binding; oxidoreductase activity, acting on paired donors, with incorporation or reduction of molecular oxygen.
GUUUUAAUGAAAUUCGUUCUCUGUAAUCUAUUGAAUCAGUCAGACUCUUGUCCAUGUUCAUGAUAAUUUAUUAUCUGCUUGUUUAAUAGGGAAAUCGUAUUAAGAAUAAUGUUUUCCAGUGAUAUUAAUUUCGUCCAUUUAGUGGCAAUUUUGCUGAGUUUUUUUGUGGUGAAAAAAUUUUUCCAUUUCAUCAAAUAUUUUAAUUGUUUUCUCAAAUUUCCAAAGGAUCCUGAAUGCUCAUUCCUUUUCGGCGAUUUACUUAAAUUGCUUCCCUAUUGUUUCGGGAAUUCAAGCUCAGUAUCACUUAAUUUAACGAAGUAUUUGACUCGAAAUGCUUCAAAUCAUCAAACGAAAUCAGGCUUUUACGGAGGUUGGAUUGGCUGGUGGCCUGUGGCUGUUUUGUCUGACUAUAAAUCCAUGGAGAUAUUGAUUAAUAGAAACAUUGUGCAGAAACCCAGUAUUUAUAAAUUUCUUGCGCUUAAAGAGGGCUUGUUAACUUCGAGCGGCGAAAAAUGGAAAAUGAGACGAAAAAUGAUCGAACCUUUUUUCGUUAGUAAAAACUGGAAAAGAUUUGCCCAGAUUUCUGAUCGAGUAUUUGAUUCAUUGAUAAAUAAGGACGAUUUUUGUAACGAGGAAAAAUACUCAACACUUACUGACCAAAUUCAUUCAUCAUCGUUUGAUAUCAUUUUCAAAGUUACUGCAGAUUCACCGAUAGGUUCAGAUAAAGAGGAAAAACAACACGCGCUCAAGGCCAUUAAACUAAUGGAAACUACUACGAUAGAACGAGUAUGUAAUCCACUUUAUUGGAAUGAUCAAAUUUUCUCGGUCACCAAAUUGGGUAGAAAAGUUACCAAAAUGAUGUCCCGGCUGUACAAAUUUGUCGAUAACAUUAUCGAUCAGAAUCUUGACAACAAUCAGAAUAAAAUUGACCAGUCAGGUCAAAGAGAAUCUUCACCUACAAGAAGUCAUCUAGAUGUUCAAGAAAAGUUAUACCAAGAGAUUUCAUCGAUGUUCGAGGAAAACGAAUCAGUGGAUGAUAUUGAAAAGAUAAAUAAGUGUAACUAUCUCGAUAAGUGCAUCAAAGAGUCAAUGAGACUCUUUGCCCCGAUACCAUUGGUUGCAAGAGAAUUGGUUGAACCAAUUGAGAUAAAUGGUUACAAUUUACCAAAAGGAACAACAGUUAUGUGUGACAUCUUCAACACUCAACGAGACCCUCGAAUUUAUCCUAAUCCGACUGAAUAUGAUCCAGAGCGUUUUGAUUCGUCAAAUUUACCAAAUAUUCCUAAAGGAGCUUAUGUACCUUUCGGAUUGAAAAGUCCAAGAAAAAAAGUUAUGGUGAUUUUCAGUCAUGUAAAUUUCCCCGAUGUAUCAGGCAUCAAUUUAGUUGUGAUUGUUUUGAGUGUUUUUGUUGUGAAAAAACUUUUCAAUUUCAUCGGAUAUUUGAAGCCCUUUUUUAAACUUCCAAAGGAUCCAAAAUGUUCAUUUCUGUUUGGCGAUUCAAUUCAAUUCAUACCUGGUCUCUGGAACACAAAACUUUCUUCAGUCGCUAUAACUAAUUUUAUGAUUUCGAAUGCUUCAAAUCACCAAAUCAAAUCGGGCCUACACGCAUUUUGGCUUGGAUGGUGGCCUAUGGUUGUGAUUAAUGACCACAAAUGUGUUGAAGAAUUGAUUAGUUAUAGUGCUAUAAUAAGUAAACCCCCUUUCUAUAAAUUCAUGGGACUUAAAGAUGGUUUGAUAACUUCGACAGGUGAAAAAUGGAAAAUGAGACGAAAAAUGAUUGAACCUUUUUUCGUUAGUAAACAACAGAAAAGAUUUGCACUGACCAUUGACGAAGUGUUUGAUUUAUUGGUAAACGAAGAUGAUUUUUGUAACCAGGGAAAAUAUCUAACCCUUUGUCACAAAGUCCAUUUAGCAACAGCUGAUAUUAUCAUGAAAGUGACUGCAGAUUUACCAAUAGAUUCAGAAAAAGAGAGAAAACUUGAUUCAGUUGAGGCAAUCGAUUUAAUGGAAAGAUCUACAAUAGUCAGAUUGUGUAAUCCUUUUUUAUGGAGCGAUCGAAUUUUCAAUAUGACGAGAUUUGGUAAAAAGUGUACCAAAAUGGCUAACCUAGGGUACGAAUUCAUCGAAAUCGCUAUCAACAAUAAUCUGGACCAUAAUUCGAAUGAUAUUGAUGAUCAGUCAGGAUUGUUUUCACCUUUCAAUUUAGUCAAUAUACUCAAUUCUCAUAAAGGUAAAAUCGAUUCAUCAGGGAUAAGCGAAGAGAUCUUGACCACAGUUGCAGCGGGACAUGAGACCACUGCCACUGCUCUGAAAUGGACCCUGUUCAUAUUAGGCAAUCGUAUUGAUAUACAAGAAAAAUUGUAUCAAGAGAUUUCAUCAAUUUUUGAUGACAAAGAAUCUGUAAAUGACAUUGUAAAGAUUAAAGAUUGUGAAUAUCUCGAUAAAUGUCUCAAAGAGUCGAUGAGACUUUACCCGCCGGUACCAUUUAUAGGAAGAGAAUUGGAUGAGCCAAUUGAGAUAAAUGGUUAUUAUUUACCGAAAGGACCUACAACCAUGAUUAACAUUCUUAGUAUCCAUCGAGAUCCUCGAAUUUAUCCCAACCCGACCGAAUAUGAUCCAGAGCGUUUCGAUCCAUCAAAUUUACCAAACAUUCCCAAAGGAGCUUAUAUACCUUUCGGAGUAAUGCCAAGAAAUUGUAUCGGUUAUCGAUUUGCUUUAAUCGAAAUGAAAAUUUUUCUUAUUCAUUUGAUAAGAAGAUAUGAAAUUUUCUCAGCCAAGAAACUCGAAGACGUUUCUUUCACAAUGGACACCUCUUUAAAGCCUUCAUUUCCAUUGGAAAUUAUGCUCCGAAAACGAUCGAAUUGAUAAGAAAUCAUGAAAAAAAGUAAUAGAUUAAUCAUUAGAUUAAUUGUCAGAGAGAUAAUUCCUAUCAUAGUUUAACUCAAUGUAAAACUCUUACGAUAAGUUAAAAAUAAAUGCUUCUCUGUAUGAAUCAUGCUAUAACUUUCAUCUUUAA